Messenger RNA from Babesia bovis T2Bo, 1314 nucleotides. RefSeq names its product putative 23S rRNA (adenine(2503)-C(2))-methyltransferase. NCBI's taxonomy places the organism in Eukaryota, Apicomplexa, Aconoidasida, Piroplasmida, Babesiidae. Gene Ontology annotation, molecular function: iron-sulfur cluster binding; RNA methyltransferase activity. The record is from RefSeq and is a predicted model, not a curated record. Gene Ontology annotation, biological process: tRNA methylation; rRNA base methylation. The transcript is spliced from 8 exons. Bases 166 to 1284 code for a protein of 372 amino acids.
UUGUGAGUGCUGUUUACUAUAUUUUAAUGUUUACUUUGUAGCUAUGUAGUUAUAUAUUGUCUUAUAAUUGUUUUUUUGGAGUUAAUUGCCUUCUUAGACAAUGGGACUGUGCUCAGUUCACUAUCUCACGUAAAGAAAAUGUUAGUAUGACUGAUUUGUAUAACCAUGGUACACCCGGCCAUUGAACGAUCAGCACGUUACAAUGGUAUACGGUCUGUUUUGCAACGAAGCAAUGCUGCGGGUUACCGACUAUCGCAGAUUCUCCGUUCGGUUUACAGUGCCAAGUCGUCUAAUUAUCUUGAAAUGUAUCAUAUACCGAAGCAUGUGCGUGAAGAACUUCAUGACCAUUUUGGCGGAUCAUUAUUGUCUUUAAAGCCUACUACAAGCACGAAGUCUGAUCGUGCUUGUAAGGUUCUGUUUGAAAACCGCGAUAAAAGCAAGGUUGAGGCUGUAUUGCUGAGUUUUCCAACACAUAAAUCUCUUUGCAUAUCAAGUCAAGUUGGUUGCGCCUAUGCAUGUGCCUUUUGCGCAACAGGCAGGAUUGGUCUGAAACGUAAUUUGUCUGUCGACGAAAUAACUGAUCAAGUUCUUUAUUUUCGACAAAAUGGUCACCAAAUAGACAGCAUAUCGUUUAUGGGUAUGGGCGAACCCUUAUCAAAUCCUAACGUAUUCCGUGCAAUUAACAUACUAAGUGAUAACGAUUUAUUUGCUAUGUCAUCGCGAAGGCUUAACAUAUCCACAGUCGGGAUACUACCUGGUUUGAAAAAAUUAAACCGCGACCAUCCUCAUGUAAACCUUGCUUUCUCAAUGCAUUCGCCUUUCACAGAUCAGCGCAACAAGCUAGUCCCGGUUAACCAGUUGUAUCCAUUUAGGGACGUAUUUGAAUUAUUGGACGAGCGCAUUCGUUUAACCGGAAAACGUAUUUGGAUAUCAUACAUUCUCAUCAAAGGUGAGAACGAUACACGUGAACAUGCGGAAGAGCUAGUUAAAGUAAUUAGUAAUCGACCCGACGAGAUUCGAUAUUUAUACCACGUAAACCUUAUACCUUAUAAUACGGUAAAAUCUAUAUGUAAAUUUGAACGAACAGAAGAUAACGUCAUUGACACUUUCAAGGCUAUACUCAAAAAGAGCAAGAUAUCCUUUUCAUUCAGAAAUCACUUUGGACAAAGCAUCGACGCCGCAUGUGGGCAGCUAUAUGCCGAUUACGAAGCAGUUGACGAGAGCACAUUGUUUGGUCGGGGUCGCAGCAUACGAAGAGGAUUGAAACACACUCCGUCUAAUUAAAAAUCACUUAGAACGAAACAAUCGCACGUU